AUGGCCGACGACUUGGGUCCGGCAGAUGUCGAGCCGGCACCCCCUCCAGAGCAGGAGCUCGUAGAACGACCUCGGGCAGCACUUGAUGCAAGUCCGGGCAAGGCGCAUGGUGCUGCCAGCGCUGAUUCUGAGACAGCAGGUGUACUGACCUCUGUGCUGCAGCAGAUCAAGCAGGACAUCCUCCACAGACUCGACAGUCAAGACGUCGUGCUCCAACAGCUCCUCCAGCGAGCUGAGAGACACCGAAUUCUGGUGCCGAAGCGGGCCGGCACGACUGGCACGGCUGACAGUUCCAAGGCCUCGGCAUCUCCGAAGCAACGGGGCACAGAGCUCGAUGAUAUUGCAGAGGAGCAGACGGCAGACCCGCCAAUUUUUUACGGAGAAGCACCGCUGGCAGAGACAAAGCCUAUGUUGUUCAGCACUUUCACGAGUGACAAUCUGGCACACCUGGAUGCUGCUUACAACGCAGACGCCGGCCGGUCACGCGAUAGAUUCAAGGACGCGAAGAGUUUCACAAGCACUGCUUCUCCUCAGAUGCGAUGUCUGCAAAGGAUGGUGAAGAACACCAGCUUCGACAUUUUCUGCGCAUUUGUGGUGGUCUCCAACUCGAUCUUCCUAGGCGUCGAGGUCCAAGCCAGUAUCGACGGGAAUGGCGCCACUCCCCCGGAACUCGACAUUGCGCGCUACCUCUACACUGCAUGGUUCAUCCUUGAGCUAGCCUUACGAAUGGCGGCUGAUGGCCCACGACAGUACUUGUGUUCAGAUGACUGGGCGUGGAGCGCGCUGGAUGUUUUCGUCGUUACCACUUCAAUAUGGGAGUUGGUCGCAGACAUCAUCUUUCUUCUCCUUGACGAUGACGUCGGCAACGUUGCGAGUGUAUCAGGGUUACGCGCGUUCCGCAUCAUACGGAUCACCCGAGUUGUGAAAGCUGUCCGAUUGAUGCGUGUCUUCCGCUUUGUCAUGGCAUUCCGGACAUUGAUAACUUCCAUCUUAUACACGUUGAAGUCCCUCUUUUGGGCGUUGAUGCUUCUGAUUGUCAUCGUCUAUGUCUUCGGAGUUCUUUUCACGCAAGCUGUCAACGACUUCCUUCUGGACAAUGCCGAGACCAUGCCAUUGACAAAGGGCGACGAGGAAUUGGCGAGAAACUAUUUCGGAUCACUGCAAGAUGCGAUGCUGAGUCUCUUCAUGAGCAUUGCCGGGGGUGUCAGCUGGGAAGCGGUAAUACGACCCCUUCGAGCGGUGUCUGAGUUUUGGGGAGCUCUCUUCGUAUUCUACAUCAGUUUCACAUUGUUCGCCGUCCUGAAUGUCGUCACAGGAGUGUUCUGCCAAAGUGCGAUUGAAAGUGCGCAGAACGAUCAUACAGCCGUGGUCCACUCGAUUCUGAAAAACAAGAAGGCCCAUGUCGACAAGAUCAAGGCGUUGUUUAGCCAGUUGGGAGACGAGAAGACUGGCGCCAUUACGUUUGCCAUGUUCGAGGAGAAGAUUCAUUCACCUGCCGUGCAGGCAUAUUUCGAAGUCCUGGGCCUGGAUGUCUGGGACGCGUGGUCCUUCUUCAAACUGCUGGACUUGGACAACGGUGGUGAAGUGGAAGUGGAGGAGUUUUUGAUGGGCUGCUUGCGGCUUCGGGGACCUGCCCGCGCCAUCGAUGUGGGCAAAGUCAUUCACGAUCAGUCCUGGCUGAUGCGAAACCAAGGCAGAUUUUUCACAUAUGUCGAGGCCGAGCUGACUCGGAUCGUCAGGCAGCUGGCUGCUCUUACGGGAUCUCCCAUAGGCUCCAUGGAGAUGGCGACGAUGGAAUCAGCUGCCGAAGGUGCGCAGCCAGCAAAGGUCGAAAAGGCUGACGAGCCAAAGGACGAGGAGGAGGCUAGCAGAGCCAUCUGA
This is a messenger RNA of Symbiodinium sp. CCMP2456, 1881 nucleotides long. NCBI's taxonomy places the organism in Eukaryota, Dinophyceae, Suessiales, Symbiodiniaceae. The record is from the annotation of a GenBank genome assembly.